AUGGUGUCAAAGAACAUUUUCGCGGAGCCCAUCGACGUCGAUUUGCCUCCCUCCCAAAUCACGACUCGAAAGGACCACCCCGUUCCUCGAAAAGGGAUUCGGGAGAAUGCUCCGCUUCAGACAAACAAGUUCUACUCCAACUUCUUCUUGGAAGACCAGCGAUGUCCGACCUUUACUUUUCCCUACUCGCUGGCCUGGGCUGGAGGAAAAGGCAUAACGGCCAGCUGGGGCAUGGCAUGCUCUCACACGGAGGCUAGCCAACGGGUUUUUGGCAAAGAGAAGUUUAACGGUGCUUCGUCUUUCUAUCUCAACCCGGUGGGCAUCCAUUCCCUGGUUCUUUCUGCCAAGGAGCUUGGAAAAGAAACGAUUCUUUCCAUUGACAGCAUGACAGCCUUCUCGGCGCGGGUUCACCUGAGCAGAGACGACAAUUCUCCACCCGCUAUAUCGUUUCCCCUGGUGCAAGGAAUGGCAUACAUUACGGCACAGUAUAGCGGAUCAACCCCCGUCAUUCAAACUGGUGUAUUCUUCAAGACUAUGACUCGGGUAACACGAGAACUCAAGCAUGGCGUAGCCAAAUUCACGUUUCAUCUCGAGGAUGGAGCCACUUGGCUGAUGUAUGCUUGGGCGACAAAGGGGGAUCCGCUGGACCUCAGGGUUAUCAACAAUGGACUAGCUGAAUCGAAGAAGCCGUUCCAUGGCAUCAUUCAGGUUUGCAAGUGUCCAAAGAGCCAGGAUGCCGAGGAUAUCUUGGACGAUGGCGCCGGCAUCUGGCCCGUCACGCUCGAAUUGACAGGUACGGCUCGCAGUUAUGAAGGCAGCUACUCGUUCAAUUUUGCGAUAGACGGGCAUCAGACUGGUAACCUUUAUAUGUACGCUCUCCCUCACCAUAUCGAUUCGUUUGAUCAGGAGACAAAGAGGCGUAUACAACGGGAAGCGCAGCUGCAAUCGACUACGAAGGGCCUUGCCACUUUGGUCAAGGGGAAUCGAUGGACCAUGCUUGAGCCCAAGAUGCCGGUGGACAUGACGUUUGCUCCCUGGGACCCCGAAAGAGGAAACAUGGAGAAGCUAUCAAGUCAUGCGAAGAGCAUCAUCCACGCGGCAGCCGCAAAGGAAAUCGCACAGAACAUGAUUGCGCAGAGCAAUCUAGACUCCAUGUACUUUAGCGGAAAGGCCUUGGCCAAGUUUGCAACCAUUCUUUACGUGGUCAGAUGGAUGCUAGGGGACAAUGCCUUAGCACAAACUGGCUUGGGUCAGCUCAAGGCGGCGUUUGCCACGUUUGCGGCCAACAAACAAAAGUUUCCUCUUGUCUACGAAUCUGCUUGGGGUGGUAUCGUGUCGUCGGCGAGCUAUGUUACCGGAAAUUCCGGUGCUGACUUUGGAAACACGUACUACAACGAUCAUCAUUUUCACUACGGCUAUCAUAUCCUCGCUGGCGCAAUCAUUGGCCAUCUCGAUUCAGGUUGGCUGCAGCAGAACAAGGACUAUAUCAAUGCGCUGGUUCGAGAUGUGGCCAAUCCUAGCGCCAAGGACAAGCUGUUUCCCAUGUGGCGGAAUUUUGACUGGUACCACGGCCACAGUUGGGCACAUGGUCUCUAUGCCGCUAUGGACGGCAAGGACCAAGAAUCGAGCUCUGAGGAUAUGAUGCACGCAUAUGCUAUCAAGAUGUGGGGCAAGGUCAGCAGGAAUGCCGAUUUGGAGGCAAGGGGUAAUCUGCAGCUCUCCAUCAUCGCCCGUAGCCUGCAAAAUUAUUAUCUGUACAAGAGCGACAACGAGGUACAGCCAAAGCAGUUUAUUGGCAACAAGGUCGCGGGCAUCCUAUUCGAGAACAAGGUAGACCACACUACGUAUUUCGAUCCCAACAUCGAGGCAAUUCAGGGGAUCCACAUGAUUCCUAUUCUACCCUCGACGCCGUUUGUGAGGGUCAAGGAAUUCGUCCAGGAAGAAUGGGACGCCUUUUUCAGCGACGGGCGGAUCGACGACAUUGGCAAUGCUUGGAAGGGCAUCAUUUGGGCCAGCUAUGCGUCGGUUGAGCCAAGGAAGGCUUGGGAAUUCUUUAGCUCUCGCUCAUUUAGCCCCCAGUGGCUGGAUGGCGGAGCAUCGCUGACGUGGUUUAUGGCUUAUUCUGCUGGUAAGUUCUAG
This is a messenger RNA of Trichoderma harzianum CBS 226.95, 2139 nucleotides long. Its product is annotated as glycoside hydrolase family 81 protein. The record is from RefSeq and is a predicted model, not a curated record. The transcript has 5 exons. Gene Ontology annotation, molecular function: glucan endo-1,3-beta-D-glucosidase activity; endo-1,3(4)-beta-glucanase activity. Gene Ontology annotation, cellular component: cell surface. Bases 1 to 2139 code for a protein of 712 amino acids. NCBI's taxonomy places the organism in Eukaryota, Fungi, Ascomycota, Sordariomycetes, Hypocreales, Hypocreaceae.